UGAGUUUAUUCUCCAUCUCCAGGUUUAUUUCUUCGGAGAUCAGCCAUCCAGAAAGCUGAUUUAACGAAAUAUUGGUAUUGUUCAUGCGAAUGUUUUGCUUAAAGGAUGAGUAUUCGGUGGGAAGACCACGAAUAACAGCAUUCACCACAUCACGUUCAGGGAUCUCUUCUUUCAAGGCAUCGAGAUCCGAGAGAAUAGUUGCCACAUCAUCAAGGUAUUGUGUCAUAGUUUUGGUACCUUUACGAAGAGUGUGGAGUUUGUCCCGAAGCUGAUAAACAUGAGCGGUGGACACAGAGUUGUACCGUGCGGCCAAAGCAUCCCAGAGGGCAGCAGAUGUGGUGAAGCCGCGAGCAUGUUUGUGAACGGAGGGGCUGAUGACCGCUAGGAGGCAGGCGCGGAUCUGUGUGUCAACGAUGGUCCAGGAGGUAUACUCUGGAUUAGGGACGAUUUUAUCGUUUUUGGAGAUAGUUGGCGCCGGGGCUGCUUCAUGACCAUCAAUCCAUCCAAGGAGGAGAUUAGCUGAAAGAGCUGUCUGGACAUUGAGAGACCAUGCCGGAUAAUUUGUUUCGGUGAGUUUUUCUGGGAUUAAGUUGUGGAGACUCCGAAGCAAAAGUUUUACUCCGGAGGGUAAGGACGCCAAAGGAUCCGACGGGGCUGCCAUGGUGGGCGGCGGUCGGAAAAAAGAGAGGCUAGGUAUACAUGGAGAAGAAAGUAUUCUUGUUUCUUGCCAUUCUUGUGACAAUACACUCCGAGUUUGGGCAUGGCGAGAGAAUAUUAUAUGGCCGUGCUAAAAACACAGCAUUCGGUCAGCAUAAUUUACAAACAAGCACUGCAACUAAAGAAGAAUGGGAUGAAUUAUUAUCAAUUCCGGAAGGGGACGAGGGAAGCGGCGGCGGCGGCUCCUCCAUGUAUGAUGAUGAGAUUAGAGGCGGCCUUCCGGGGCAGCCAAGCGGCGGCGGCGGGAAGCCAAUAUCCUUCAAGCAGUAUGGAGGGUAUGUGAAUGUGGACAAAAGGAAUGGGAGAAGCCUUUUCUAUUACUUUGCUGAGUCAAGAAAGGAGCCUCACACCAGACCACUGGUCCUAUGGUUGAAUGGAGGCCCCGGCUGCUCGUCCCUCGGCGCCGGCGCCUUUCUUGAGAUCGGUCCUUUUGGUGUCAAUCCCGACGCCAAUACUCUCUACGCCAGAAAGUUUGCCUGGAAUAGAGUUGCAAAUGUGUUAUUUCUGGAGUCCCCAGCUGGUGUUGGUUUCUCUUAUUCCAACACUUCCUCUGACAUUGUUGAAUCCGGAGACAAGAGGACUGCUCAAGAUUCGCUCAAGUUCUUAUUAAAUUGGUUUGAGCGAUACCCACAAUACAAGACUAGGAAUUUCUACAUUGCUGGGGAAAGCUAUGCAGGGGGCUUCAUGCCAUUUGCCUACCCGGGCAUGAUACCACCUAUCAUGAGCCAAAUGCCACCCUCGGUAUCGACCCCGUCAACAUUUGGCCCAAGAAUGGUCCCUAUACACCCAGUAAAUUUGACGGGGACCAUGAACGAAGCAGCAUCUUCAAAUGUCCAUGAAGUCGACGAGGCGGAGCAGGAGGCGGCUCACAGAAGGAAGGGUAAGGCUAUAGCUAAACCCAACAAGACCCGAGAUUUGGCGUUCAAACGCCUAGGGGACAAAGAGGAUGGGCCCCCCAAGUCUGCCAAGCUACGUCUUGGUCCUGAGAUGGGCCGGAGUAGCGCAAUGGAAAGACUUGGCGGGAGUCAUCCCGCCCAAUCUCGUCGUUCUAGGGAAUCUGAGACGAUUCACCUAGACGAGGAGGAAGCUGAAAGCCAGCCCAGAGCAUCGGCAUAUACCAGGCUCUCAUACGAUGAGGAUGACCUGGACAAAAUAGGGAGCAUAGAGAGAAAGCUACGUGCCCUAGAGGAAAAGGUAGAAGAGAAAGCGGGAGCAAAGAAGCAUACCCUGGCCAAAUCACCCUUUUCAGCCAGGGUACAUGCACAAAAAUUAAGGCGGAAGGUCAAGCUGGACAUGGAGAAAUUCACUGGAAAGGAGGAUCCAAACGUCCACCUUGACACCUUCCAUAAUAAAGCGCAAAUGGCCGGGUGUACUGAUUCUGAAGAAUGCCUACUCUUCUUCUCAUCCUUGAGAGGGAGGCCAGUGGAAUGGUUUAACAGCCUUCCACAUAGUAAGAUCAGAAGGCCACCCUCCUCUUAUCAGGAAGCCUACAAUACAGCAUGGGAGUAUGCCGAGGCGGAAGUCCUAAACAAGAGCAAGCGGGAACUGCAGGAAGGCUAUACAAAGGUGAAAAGUGAUAAGCCGAAGAAGGAUGACCAGGUGGGAGGGUCCAAGCCGAGGGCCACAUAUUAUGGGUUUGUUCAUCAAAUAAGGGAUGAGAAGAAAGGAGAACAACCCAAGCGGCCUUGGACAGAGAACUGGUUCACCUACCACCAAUCUGACUCUCACAACACAACAAAUUGCCGAAAUGUGAGGGUUGUGCUCAGGAAGAUGACCUUGAAAGGGGAAUUGGGUAAAAUAUUCGUUACGGGGCUUGAGGAAGACCCAUAAGCAAGUACUUGAAUCCACCCACAUGAAUAUGAUCAGGGAAAGAAGAGAGGGUGGAUAAGAUGUGGUCAAGAUUACUAAGCUUGCUGUAGACGGAUGAGUCUUGAUGUCUAGGACCUGGAUCGUUGCAUGGGCUGAUAGCAAAAAAAAGAGAAACCCUUG
Molecule: messenger RNA, 2706 nt
Organism: Cuscuta campestris
Lineage: Eukaryota; Viridiplantae; Streptophyta; Magnoliopsida; Solanales; Convolvulaceae
Source: the annotation of a GenBank genome assembly